UUCUAGAAAAUGUUAUUUUACAUUUUACUUUUUCAGCUUAAGCGACGUCGUAUCCGGUGUGUAAAGUCCGUCCAUCCUCGCGGGAAAUUUUAAUUUCAACAAAGCUCUAAAGAACGGAAGAAGGAAAGUGAAGAACGGUCCAGCAAACCCUAGAACUUUUGGAGAUCACAUUGAUACUGACGAAAAGAUAAAACUUCACCUUUUUUAAGGAUUCGAAGGUUUUGAUUUACCCACUCUCAAUGGAGUCAUCAACUCCGGAGGUUUCAAUGGAGGACCAGCAACAAAAGAUUUUUGCUCUUCUUCAUUUUUUGAUGGAGUGUAAUCAGAAUCAUAGAUUAACUUAUAGGGUGUUGGAACCAGAGGACUACUCUUUUUCAAUGAUGAAGGAUGCAGUACAUGAUUCUGCUAUGGUAGUUGACCCACUUACUGUUUUAAGUCCUUCUGAAGAUGAGAAUGAGAUUGUCAAUGUUCCAAAGGAACAUGUUGGGGAUAACUUGCCUAAGUUUCAUCCACCUCGUAAGGGUCUUUCGGCGAUUAGAAGCUUUCCUCCUGGGUGUGGAAGAGGUGCUCCUCCGCUUACAAUUCGAAAUUCCUCAAAAUAUUUGCAGAUGGAUGGUUCAAGAGUUAAAAAACGAGUUUGGAAUGCUGUAUCAUUAACCAAAGUUGCAAAGAAAUCAAGUGCCGAGAGCUUCUCUGGAGCUUGUUCAAUCGCUCGCAGGAUUGGACCUGAAGACCAUAUCAUUUUAGAGGAUCCACUGAGGAAGACAUCUAGGAAUGGGGAUGGAAGUAUAGGGGAAGGGAUUUCGAGAGGAUUUGAUAAUGUGAAGUCCAAGCAAGGAAAACUUGCAAGUUGCCCUGAAUCUAUUGCAAAAAGAGUUGUGGUGCAGGGUUUGACAGCAUCGUCAAAUUGCCCGUGGAGGCAAGGCAAGAAGUUUAAAUCAGUAAAUCUUGAAGGCAAAGAGACUUGAGUCCGAUGAUUUGAUCAAGUUUCUCCUUGAUAUUAUGUAUAAAUCCAUAGAAUGAGUUUAUGCCAUACAAAGUUCUGCCAGCUCAUGUGUAAUGGUUUCAUGGUCAUUCAUGAUUCUAUGAUAUUUAGUAAUUAGUUUACCUGAGAAAUUUGUCUUGUAUGCAACAGCUUUUUCAAGAUAUGCGCCAUUGAAUGUACAGCCACUGAAAUCUGAUUCCCUCA
Cucumis sativus (cucumber) is the source of this 1189-nucleotide messenger RNA. RefSeq lists its product as uncharacterized. Lineage: Eukaryota; Viridiplantae; Streptophyta; Magnoliopsida; Cucurbitales; Cucurbitaceae. The transcript has 2 exons. The record is from RefSeq and is a predicted model, not a curated record. Bases 240 to 968 code for a protein of 242 amino acids.